This is a messenger RNA of Helianthus annuus (common sunflower), 555 nucleotides long. RefSeq names its product dirigent protein 22. Bases 1 to 555 code for a protein of 184 amino acids. NCBI's taxonomy places the organism in Eukaryota, Viridiplantae, Streptophyta, Magnoliopsida, Asterales, Asteraceae. The transcript has a single exon. The record is from RefSeq and is a predicted model, not a curated record.
AUGACCGAAAACUUCAUUUGCCUACUUCUCCCACUCCUCGUCAUCUCACAAACUUUUCCGGCCGCCGGAGAACCCGACCCGAUGAAGUACCCGUACCGAAUCGAAAAACUUAGCCACUUCCGGUUCUACUGGCACAACAUCUUUAGUGGACCCAAUCCGACGGUGGUGAACAUUGUUCCACCACUGGAACACAAGAACAAAACAACAUGGUUAUUUGGCAAGGUUGACAUGAUUGAUGACCCAUUAACCGAGACACCAGAAGCGGGGUCAAGGUUAUUGGGAAGGGCACAAGGGCUUUAUGCAAUGGCAUCACAAGAGGAAAUAGGGAUGUUGAUGGCAAUGGAUUUUGUGUUUUCGACCGGGAAGUAUAACGGGAGUACGUUGACGAUUUUGGGGCGGAAUCCAGCGCUCGAGAAGGUGAGGGAGAUGCCGGUGAUAGGAGGAAGUGGGCUUUUCCGGUUUGCUAGAGGGUAUGUUAAAGCAAGUACGUAUAGUUAUGAUAUUAAGACUGGGGAUGCGGUUGUUGAGUAUAAUGUUUAUGUUUUGCAUUUUUGA